Molecule: messenger RNA, 2827 nt
Organism: Haplochromis burtoni (Burton's mouthbrooder)
Lineage: Eukaryota; Metazoa; Chordata; Actinopteri; Cichliformes; Cichlidae
Gene: kcnip1b
Product: Kv channel interacting protein 1 b
Exons: 8
Coding region: 652-1299 (215 amino acids)
Biological process (GO): regulation of potassium ion transmembrane transport
Cellular component (GO): voltage-gated potassium channel complex
Molecular function (GO): calcium ion binding; transmembrane transporter binding; potassium channel regulator activity
Source: RefSeq, a predicted model, not a curated record
UCUUCAAAAUCUCACAAUUAACUUUAAUUCUUUCUAGAUAGAGAAAAAGAUGUGCUCCUUUAUCCUGUGGUGAGUUAACAUAGGCAUGCACAAAUGCCAUCCCAAGUGGGCAGUCUUACAUAUAGCUACAUCCUCAUUAUGGUACACACUUCAGGGAGCAAAUUGCUCAUUUGGAGUAGUAACCACUGGGUUGAGAAAAUACACGUGUGUGCUUUAAAUGCACACACUUCACAUGUCAGUAAGCGUUAUUAGUGACUACACCACUCUACAAUACCACAAGGGCAUGAGGAGGCAGGGAGCUCGAAAGAGUGGGGGGGGUAAAGGCUGACAGAUGAGUAGAGUGAGGCACAGAACAGAGGGAGUGGCGCAAAGAGGCAGGAGCAGCUUGUGCGUGUGAGUGUGUGUGUGUGUGUGUCUUUGGAGACAGGGAUCAGAAAUUCAAGAGAGUCAGCUCAAAGAGGAGAAGCGUCCCCCCGGUGACAGAUCUGGACCCAGUGAAAGGACUUGACAGGGGCAAAAAAAAAAAUCCUGUAAGGUACAGAGCCGUGGAGGAGGCAGCGACGGGACGACAGGCUGACAAAAUCGUGAAGUAAAUAGAGGGACUAUUACUCUCUGGGUUGUUUUGGCCGGCCUGGCUUCCACAGUGACAACAUGGGUGCAGUGGUGGGCACUUUGACCAUGCAAACCAAACAGAGGAGACCAUCUAGAGAUAAAACAGAUGAUGAGCUUGAGAUGACGAUGGUGUGCCACAGACCAGAAGGACUUGAGCAACUCGAAGCCCAAACAAACUUCACCAAACAGGAACUGCAGAUCCUCUAUCGUGGUUUUAAAAAUGAAUGUCCAAGUGGAGUUGUGAAUGAGGAGACUUUUAAACACAUUUAUGCACAGUUCUUUCCUCAUGGAGAUGCAAGCAUGUAUGCGCAUUAUCUGUUCAACGCUUUUGACACUGCAAACAAUGGUUCCAUAAAGUUUAAGGAUUUUGUAAUGGGACUAUCUAUUCUGCUGAGGGGAACACUAAGGGAAAAGCUGGAGUGGACGUUUCACCUGUAUGACAUCAACAGAGAUGGAUACAUAAACAGAGAGGAAAUGACUGAGAUUGUGAGGGCCAUAUAUGACAUGAUGGGCAAGUACACCUACCCUGCACUGAAGGGAGACGUUCCACAGCAGCAUGUGGAUGCCUUUUUUCAGAAAAUGGAUAAAAACAAAGAUGGCGUGGUGACUUUGGAGGAGUUCAUUGUAGCCUGCCAAGAGGAUGAAACUAUGAUGAGAUCCAUGCAGCUGUUUGAAAACGUGAUGUAGAACAAGCAGAGAGGGUGGAGACAACCACAUGGAAAAAUGAGAGGGCUGAAUGUGAGUGCGUGUGUGUGGAUGCAUAUGUGCAGUACAUCCAGUCUCUCUUCCUCCUCCUCCUCCUUUUUUAUCCAGCUGUGGUUAGGAUAUAGGCUGAAUCCCCCACAAUGACUUGUAUGAAGGGACUGGACUGGGAUGCUCUUUAGUGCUCCUGACGAGUUUCGACACACAACACAAAGUGACUGAUGUGACAGACAUGGAUUUUAACACAUUCGUCUCUGUUCUGUCAUGAAGACAUGAAGAUUGGCCUGUUAAAGAUAAAGCUGCUCAUCCAUUAUGAGGCUGCUCCUGACCAGCGAAGGGCAAUGUGCUCAAGAAGCUGAACGUUUUAUUUUCUUUUUUGCCAAGAAGCAGUUGGGGUUUGUUUAUUUUUUUGCUUUUUUUUAAAUUGUUUUUUUGCCAAAGUAUGAUUGCAUGCUUGUUUUAUUUCUAAUUUUUUGACAGAUUUGACCAUAAGUAAAUCUAUACUUGUGUCUCAUCCAUCUUGCGGUUGACAGAUAUGAGAUACCGCAAACGUUGUACGUUGGUUUCACUGAUGCGGUGACCCUUGUAAAUUUGUGCUGACCUGGAUGUCGCUUGUGUGCUGAGUCUGUGUUAUGCUCGUCUGUCCAAAACUUACAGUACAAGUCAAAUAAUUUUAAAGCAGCACAUUUCCUGGGUCUUACAUGGUGUGUGUGUGUGCUUAUCUUUUCUUUUCUUUUUUUAGUGAAAAAGAAACCAAUUCAUUCUUUUUUUCAUAUUUUCAUCUGCUGCUUUUCGGCUUGUGGUCAAAUUGGUGUAUUGUCAAAAAUGUUUUUAAAAAAAAGAUUGAAAAACGAACAGGAAUAAAUUUUAAACAUAAUUAUGAAAUGCCCGCAAAUCAAAGAUGUUGAAGAAGAGGCUUAUUAGAUGUUCAUUUGCACAGAUGACAAGUAAUCGAGAUGUGACUCUCAAAUGGAGACAGCGAUGCCACAGAAGAAGUUUUGUCCAAAAGACAUCACUGUGUCAGAAAAAGCAAGAUUUUGCUGCUGGUCCAUUCCAGCAAAGAACUGAGAAAGCUUCUGAUAAUCUUGCAGGGAAAACCGCUGAAUGUCAGCUUUGGAAUGUGAUAUGACACUGAGGACAGCUCCAUUUGUAAUAAUGAACAUUUGGCACUGUGUCCUCCAUUUAAACGAGGACAGUGAUGUCACACUGACGUACAUGGUACACCGAAAAUAGGGUUUUUUCUGUAGCAGUAGCCCACUGAAGGUUUCCUGUGACUCGUGGUGUAUAUAAAUGCGCCACCAUAAUAGAAAACUCGCAAGACUAUCGUAGUUUAGGCACUAAAAUAUUAAUUGCUGUUCUUUUUCGCAGUCACUAGAGAGGCUCUUUUUUCUGCACCGUGCGACCGUGUGACAUCGCAGCCUCAGGUCUUGGAGAUCUUAUUUUGGAAUCAGAUUAUUAAAUCUCACCAACAGGUUCAUUCUAAGCCAUAUGAAUAAAUGUGUCCAUUCUUAAA